This is a messenger RNA of Xenia sp. Carnegie-2017, 887 nucleotides long. RefSeq names its product protein ALP1-like. The record is from RefSeq and is a predicted model, not a curated record. NCBI's taxonomy places the organism in Eukaryota, Metazoa, Cnidaria, Anthozoa, Malacalcyonacea, Xeniidae.
CUGAUUUCGAGAAAAAAAUCGUGGACAUGGAAGAAUUAUGGCAAUUUCCCUGUAGCUGGGCUGCUUUGGAUGGUUGUCAUAUUCCUAUGAAAUGCCCCCCCGGUGGUCUUCAAGCGUGCAAAGAAUAUCAUAACUACAAGAAUUUUUAUUCCAUUGUUUUAAUGGCCUUGGUUGAUUCUAACUACCAAUUUGUGUGGGGUAGCUGCGGUUUUCCUGGGAAUUCCCAUGAUGCUAUCAUCUUCCAGUCUACAAACUUGUGGAAUUCAAUUCAAGAAGGCAUGAUACCAAGCAUGCACAAACAUGUUGACAAAGUUGAAAUACCACCAUUAAUAUUGGCUGACUCAGCCUUUCCACUUCGUAACUGGUUAAUGAAACCGUACUCAAAUGCUGUACUAAGUCCCAUACAAAAAUACUUCAACUACAGACUAAGUAGAGCACGAAUGGUAACCGAAUGUGCUUUUGGGCAACUGAAAGGGCGAUGGCGAGUGCUCUUAAGGAAAAAUGAAGGCAACAUGGACCAUGUUCACAUUUCGGUUCUUGCAUGCAUGGUUCUUCACAAUAUUUGUAUCAUGCGAGGAGAUACAAUUUCUAAAAAGCUUGACCUGACAUUUAACCCUGACAACAACGAGAGAAGAGACAGAGAAGAAGUACGAAAACUGUUGCAAAAGAGAAAAUGUAAAACCCCAGAUGUUUCAAAAGAAGCGAAAAAAAUUAGAAAUGCACUAUCUGAUAAAUUGUGGACAGAAAAGGAAACUGGGAAAGUUUGUUGACUUAAUACUGAAGCAGUAUGUUUCAUGAGUGGAAGACUUUCACAAAUUGGUUAACUUUAUUACCUUAUUAAAGUGUUUUGUAUGCUUGUAUGUUAUAUAUUAUUUGAUGUUAGUUAA